AUGUGUGGUAAAGGCACACUGCUGGCGGAGGCUGCGGUUUGGUGGCCCAAUGCCAGCUUUGCGGGGUGCGAUGUGGAUAUCGACCAACUGGACUGCUGCCGGACCAACUUUGAGUGGCUGCAGCGAAGGAUCCAAUUGUUCCAGGCGAAUGCAACCAAGCCAGGAGGCAUACCCUUCCAGAAUAACUCGGUGGACAAGGUCUUGGUAGCACCUCCAUGGAACCGGCAGUUUCGGAUCUGCGGUGAACCACAAAUCUUCUACCAGGCCAUGUUUGAAGAGAUCCUGCGAGUUCUGCAUCCCACUGGAAGGUUGGUCUUCGUUGGCGCGAGUGGGAAGGUCAUACACAAACUGGAGGUUGCCCUUCGCAACGCUAGGGCCAAGGUCGACGGCGGCUGGAGUAUUGUAGCCAAACGCAGCUUCUUCCUGACUGGCAAAGUGACGGCUGUAAUGGCCGUGGCAGAGAAUGUUGGGCAUGAGAGCUUACAGGAUGUUGGGUGGAAGGGUCUUGCUUGGGAGGGUCAGGCACCAGAUAACGGAAGGGACCUGUACAAUCAUUGGAGGAUGCUGCGAGCGCUUGACUUUCCGACAUUGCGUCCCGCGUUUGAGACGGCACUGCCCUCCGAGCCAGUUCUCAUCCAUAGACACAUCAGCAACAGCCGUUACCGAGGGUUCGGUUGGCUUAUGACAUCUGCUUUGCUCAUCGGAUUGUGGGCAUUGAAGCGGCAGGUACUGUAA
Messenger RNA from Symbiodinium pilosum, 735 nucleotides. The record is from the annotation of a GenBank genome assembly. Lineage: Eukaryota; Dinophyceae; Suessiales; Symbiodiniaceae.